CACAACACUUCCCUUUGGAGCUCCAGAACAUACAGGGUAAAGGACGUGACCUACUUUAUUCACAUUUGGGGAAAUAGAAUGGAGAAGAAAACAAUUCUAGAAGAACUUCUUUUAAAGAAGUCACAACAGAAGAAAAAAAUUUCACCAACUAAUUACAAGAAAAGGUUGUUUGUUCUGACGAAAGCAAGCCUUUCUUACUAUGAAUAUGACAAAGGGAAAAAAGGAAGCAAAAAGGGGUCAAUUGAGAUUGAGAAAAUCCGAUGUGUCGAGACAGUGAAUCUUGAGGAAUCAACACCUCCUGCAAGACAAUAUCCUUUUCAGAUUGUGUACAAGGGCGGCCUGCUCUACGUCUAUGCAGCUAAUGAAGAGAGCCGGGAGCGGUGGCUUGCAGCUUUGCAUAAAGAAAUUAAAGACAAUUCUGAUUUACUAAACAAGUACCACAAAGGAUUCUUCAUCAAUGGGAAGUUUCUCUGUUGCAACCAGACCUGCAAAGCAGCCCCUGGAUGUACGAUUUGGGAGAAAUAUGUGACUCUGUGUUGCACAACUGGGUCUGUGAAACCACUACCUCCAGUUCCUCAAACGACGCAGAAGCGUAGAAGCCUCCCUCAGGGGCUAUCACCAGACAAGUCAGUCCUGAAUGUGGCUGUGGCCCAAUGCAACUAUGAACCAGAAGGAAAUUCAGGUCUCCAGCUUGUCAGAAGCAGUAAAUACUAUGUAUUGCAAGAAGAAGAUUCUGACUGGUGGAAAGUAAGGGAUUUGGAAGGGAAUGAAGGUUUCGUACCGAGCACUUACUUGAGAAAGUUAUCUCUGAAUGAUGAUGAGCCAAGGGAAAACUCCAGUGUCAGUGAACAGACAUUGGCAGAAGAGCAGAGUAUUGCUAAGCAUGAUUGGUAUGCUGGUAAUAUCUCCCGUGCCCAGUCUGAGCAGCUGCUCCGUCAGAAGGGGAAAGAAGGUGCUUUUAUGGUUCGGAAAUCUAGCCAAGCAGGAAUGUAUACUGUGUCUGUAUUCAGCAAGGUUCCUGAAAGUAAAAAAGGAACAGUCAAACAUUACCAUGUGCACAAAACCCCUGAGAACAAAUAUUACCUCGUUGAAAAUUACUAUUUUGAUUCCAUUCCCAAGCUUAUACACUACCAUCAGCACAACUCAGCCGGUAUGGUGACAAGGCUUCGGCAUGCAGUGUCAACACAAGUAAAUAAAGUCCCAUCCACAGCUUCAUUAGGAAAUGGAAUCUGGGAGCUGAAACGAGAAGAAAUUGUCCUGUUGAGAGAUCUAGGGAGUGGUCAGUUUGGAGUGGUCCACCUGGGAAAGUGGAAGGGACAAUAUGAUGUGGCUGUAAAGAUGAUUAAAGAGGGAGCAAUGUCAGAAGAUGAAUUCAUAGAAGAAGCUCAGACCAUGAUGAAAAUUAAUCAUCCCAAACUCGUUAGACUGUACGGUGUAUGCUCAAAAUCAUAUCCCAUCUAUAUAGUGACGGAAUACAUGCCUAAUGGCUGUUUGCUUAGCUACUUAAGGAGUCAUGGGAAGGAACUACAAUCCCUUCAGCUUCUGGAAAUAUGUUAUGAUGUUUGUGAUGCUAUGGCAUUUCUGGAGAGCUGUCAGUUCAUACAUAGAGAUUUGGCUGCUAGGAACUGUUUGGUUGACAGUAACCUUACUGUGAAAGUAUCUGACUUUGGGAUGACUAGAUAUGUUCUGGAUGACCUGUAUAUAAGUUCACUAGGAACCAAGUUUCCAGUGAAGUGGUCAGCACCGGAAGUUUUUCAUUACACCAAAUUUAGCAGCAAGUCAGAUGUAUGGGCCUUUGGUAUCUUAAUGUGGGAGGUGUUCACUUUGGGAAAGCAGCCCUAUGAGCUUUAUGAUAACAUGCAGGUGAUUGAGAAAGUUUCUCAAGGAUACAGACUUUAUAGACCACAACUGGUUUCAGACAUCAUCUACCAGAUAAUGUACAACUGCUGGCAUGAGCUACCAGAAAAGCGCCCUGCCUUUUAUCAGCUCUUAUCAUUUUUUGAGGCACUGAGAGAAGACAACAGAGCUUGAAAAAGAAGAUUCAGAAACACAUGACUGUGCACAGCAGUUGCGUAUCUCCUGUCUUCUGUACGAGAGCUAAAUCUGAAAUCUGCCUGACAUCAGCCACCCCUACUAUUCUGUAUAUUAGUCUUCUCAUUUAAUCAGGGAGUUGACCAAGAAGGGUACGGAGAAAGCUUUUGUGACACUCUGUGGGUGACAGAAUUUGGAAGGAUACUGUGGAAGAUUGUAAUUCAUUUUGUUAGCAUUAUCACAAAGGACUUCUCAGACGUUGAGAUAUUUAUACCAAUUGUGUGCACUCCUCCAGUGCUACCAAGCUGUCAUUAUUUGGCCUUAACUGGAAAUGUAAACAAGGAAAUACAUGCCUGUUAGGUUUUCUCAUUAUCAUAACUCAUCUUAAUGUGUUUUUUCUUUGUAAUCACUUGAAGCUGAUGCCUGAAGUCAAAUUUAGAACUGUUGUAAGUGACAGAAACAUAAAUAGUUAUAGUCUCGCUUUCAAUUACUUAGAAAUUAUUACUGGUAAAAUAUUAUAUCAGUUAGCUUACCAGUACUAUUGACUUUAGUUUCAGCCCUCAGGGUGUACAUUUG
This is a messenger RNA of Grus americana (Whooping crane), 2607 nucleotides long. It is a transcript of the gene BMX, whose product is annotated as BMX non-receptor tyrosine kinase. Gene Ontology annotation, biological process: intracellular signal transduction; adaptive immune response; B cell receptor signaling pathway. The coding region runs from base 79 to 2031 and encodes 650 amino acids. The transcript is spliced from 19 exons. The record is from RefSeq and is a predicted model, not a curated record. Gene Ontology annotation, molecular function: ATP binding; non-membrane spanning protein tyrosine kinase activity; protein binding. NCBI's taxonomy places the organism in Eukaryota, Metazoa, Chordata, Aves, Gruiformes, Gruidae.